Molecule: messenger RNA, 1390 nt
Organism: Kickxella alabastrina
Lineage: Eukaryota; Fungi; Kickxellomycota; Kickxellomycetes; Kickxellales; Kickxellaceae
Product: WD40-repeat-containing domain protein
Exons: 1
Coding region: 80-1351 (423 amino acids)
Biological process (GO): positive regulation of TORC1 signaling; cellular response to amino acid starvation
Cellular component (GO): nuclear pore outer ring; Seh1-associated complex
Molecular function (GO): structural molecule activity; protein binding
Source: RefSeq, a predicted model, not a curated record
CUUCCACUUGCACAUUUUUCUUUUUAGUUAUAUAUUUACAUUAAUUCGCGACAACUCUCGGCAAAUAACAAAAACAAAAAUGGAGCAAGAAAUGUCAAUUCCCGUCAACCACGACGACUUUAUUCACGAUAUUGCCUACAACUUUUAUGGAACACGUCUUGCCACAUGCGGCUCCGACAGGUGCAUAAAGAUUUGGGAUUUGGACAAACAGGCGGGAUUGUGGAUUCUCAACGAGACGCUUUCCGGCCACGACAGCUCCGUAGUCAAGCUGAGCUGGGCGCACCCCGAAUUUGGACAGAUUCUGGCCUCAUGCUCGCUAGACCGCAGCGUCAGGAUAUGGAUGGAGCAAAAGUCCAACCUGAAGAACAAUACACUGCACUGGAAGUCUGUGUCGGUUCUCAACGAGAGCACAUGCGCGGUGCACAGCAUCGCCUUUGCGCCAGAGUACAUACACCUGGCGCUCGCCGCAGCCAGCUCCGACGGCAAGGUUAGGUUCUACUCGCCGACCGAUGUUAUUGGCCUGACCAACUGGACGGCGUCUGGAAGCAUUGAAUUUAUUCCGGGCGGCGCGAGCGACUCUGACGGCCCCUUGUGUCUGUCAUGGUGCAAAUCUAGGUUCUCAACAAAGUCCAUGAUUGUCAUUGGCGGCAGCAAAGGAAACAAGGUCAAGGUGUACCAGCGCGACAAUGUGCAGCAGUGGGAUGAGAUUUACCAGCUCGACAGCUACGACGCCUUUGUCCUUGACAUUGACUGGGCUCCCUCGAUGGGUCGCUCCUAUCAUUUGAUUGCGACGGCGUGCUCGGAUGGCCAUAUUCGCAUAUACAAGUUCUGGCCGGAGCCGACACACCUCAGUGCGGAGCUGACUGACUCGCUGUUUAUCCGCGAGGGCGACGAGUUUGACAACGAAGAGCUCGGCUCAGCGCCCCACGUCGAGGCCGGCAACGGCGGCUAUUCAGACGAGAGCGACGUCGAUGACGAUGAGGAUGGCGAGGAUGCUAGCGACGAGGGAAGCAGCGACAGCGACAGCGAUGAUGACAGCGACGGCAGUACCUCCGAGUCUGGAGACGACGCGCGGCCGGAUAGGUCAGGGCGCGCCAAGGGCUCGGGAAAGAAGUCAAAGGCCAAGGACGAUGGCGGUGCUGGCAAGGCGUGGGUCCCGCGGUCCGAGCUGGUGGGUGACUUGAUCGUGGACCCGCAGGUGCCGAUCCGGCGUGUCCGGUGGAACAGCACGGGCACACUGCUGGUGUCGAGCAGCGACGACGGUGUGGCGCGCAUGUGGAAGAUGUCUGUCAACGGCACAUGGCGCGAGAUUGCGGCAAUAACAGCAGAGAAGAGCAGCGCAGAGGCGUGAGCCAAGGCGAGUUUCUUGUUUGUGAAGUAAUAAUGUUGA